AUGCUUCUUCGCGUUCGAGGGCCCGAUGGCAUGAUCAGGAUCCUUCCCCACCUCCCCGAUGCCAUCGACCCCCGCACUCUCACCCUCUCCAACUCUCCGUCUGGCGGAGACGUCAAGUUUCUUAAAGACAUAGCCAGCUUCAAGAUCGGCCAGGUUGGCCUAAAGCACGGUGACCUCAUCUUCAUUACCUACAAGUGCCGAGCCGAGUCCGCCGACGGGCAGGAAGACGAUGACACCUCAAAACCUACUUCCAAUCGGUUAAACGGAAAGCCGAUUCUCCCCAGCGAGGAGGUGCCGCUCCCGAACCCAGACAUCUCUACCACCGCGGAAGGCCCGCGCCCUUGGGAAACCACGAAGCAAUCAGCACUCGACGACCUGCUGGACAAGAAAGAUGGCAAAAUUCCGAGACAACGCUCUACAAUGUGCCGACACGGCCCCAAGGGCAUGUGUGAUUACUGCACGCCCCUCGACCCGUUCAAUAGCGAAUACUUGGCGGAUAAUGGCAUCAAGUACCUGUCUUUCCAUGCCUACCUAAAGAAGAUCAAUUCCGCCACCAACAAACCUGAACAUGGCAGCUCCUUCAUACCGCCUCUCUCGGAGCCCUUCUACCGCGUUAAAUCAGACUGUCCUUCAGGCCACCCUCAGUGGCCCGAGGGAAUCUGCAGCAAAUGCCAACCCAGCGCGAUCACGCUCCAGCCUCAACCCUUCCGAAUGUCUGGAAGCCAGAGGCUCGGCUUCCUGUACGGGCGAUAUGCCGAAUAUACCAAAGUACCUCUCGGUGUCAAGGCCAUAGUGGAGGCCAUCUACGAACCUCCCCAGCUAGACGAGGCCGACGGCUUGACGCUCGAGGCCUGGGAUAGCGAGUCAGAAAUCGACCAAAUUGCAAAGAUUUGUGGCCUCGAAAAGGUCGGCGUGAUCUGGACCGAUCUCCUAGAUGCGGGAAACAAGGACGGAUCGGUGAUAUGUAGGAGGCACAUAGACUCGUACUUCCUAUCCUCCCUCGAGAUCUGCUUCUCUUCGAGGCUCCAGGCUCAGCACCCCAAGCCAACGAAGUGGAGCCACAGCGCCCGAUUUGGAUCCGGGUUUGUCACCUGUAUCAUAUCCGGAAAUGAGCGUGGCGAGAUUGACGUAUCCGCUUAUCAGAUGUCUAACUCGGCCGUGGAGAUGGUCCGAGCCGACAUCAUAGAGCCGUCAGCCGAGCCUGGCGUAAUGCUUGUUCAAGAGGAAGAGGAGGAUCCCAACGUUGCGAGGACGAGGUACAUCCCGGAGGUGUUCUAUCGCAAGGUCAACGAAUAUGGGGCAAACGUGCAAGAGAAUGCGAAGCCGUCCUUCCCCGUCGAGUAUCUUUUUGUCACCCUGACACAUGGUUUCCCAGACGAGCCGAAUCCCAUGUUUACCGAGCCGGGCUUCCCCAUCGAGAACCGAGGAUAUGUUGGCGAGAGCCAAGAACAUUCUGCGGUUGCGAGGAUGCUGAAGGUGACAAGCGGGAGGCGAUCGGAGAGCAAAGAGCUCCCCGUCUCCAAUUUCCACCUUCUCUGCUUCCUUCACCAGAUGGGCGUACUCUCCAAGGAUGAGGAGGCUCUGUUAUGCAGAGUAGCGUCUCAGCACGACGUGUCUGACGCGUACCAGCUGCGGUCAACCGAGGGCUGGCAGACCCUCACAGCCAUCCUGCAAUCGACCGGUGAGCGUUCUCCAACCCCACGUUCCAAGCGCUCACGGGGACACGACGGCAACUCGUCUCCGAGUGGAGCCUCCGUGGCCAAGCGACGCCGCGGAGAUGAGUUGGGCCUCAAGGCCCACCAGCAGCCAGUUGUUGAAGCGCCACUUGCUAAACGUUUAUCCGCCGUUAGGCUGAGCGACGACAAGUCUGCUCCUAGAAGGUCUUCCACCUCGAGUCGGAGUAGUUCAGAGGAUGAACACAGCGAGUUAUCAUAA
This is a messenger RNA of Parascedosporium putredinis, 1935 nucleotides long. Lineage: Eukaryota; Fungi; Ascomycota; Sordariomycetes; Microascales; Microascaceae. The record is from the annotation of a GenBank genome assembly.